Molecule: messenger RNA, 2571 nt
Organism: Cryptotermes secundus
Lineage: Eukaryota; Metazoa; Arthropoda; Insecta; Blattodea; Kalotermitidae
Gene: Pex2
Product: peroxisome biogenesis factor 2
Exons: 6
Coding region: 170-1033 (287 amino acids)
Biological process (GO): protein import into peroxisome matrix
Cellular component (GO): peroxisomal membrane
Molecular function (GO): zinc ion binding
Source: RefSeq, a predicted model, not a curated record
UCGGACUGUGAGGCCGUGUUUCCCGCUGAUACUGAGUUUUCAAAGUCGAGAAAGUAUUAUGUGUUUGCAAGUGUAAAUUUGAAAUUGGUUCUGGGAGAAUCGCGAGAAAAACAAAAGUGGUGCAGUUACGUUUGGUGUCAUAAACUAAAGUGUACUAAUAUUACAAAAUAUGAUAUCGAAGGAAAGAUAUGUGCCGAGAGUUACUCAAUUUGAUGCAGUGGAAUUGGAUGAUGAGAUUGUCAAAAUUCUAAAAAACCAAGUGGUAAAUACUGUUAAAUUUCUGGGAUUUGGAUUUUUUGGUAGAUGGGAGCCAGAGGUUGAUGCCUUACUGAGAUUUAUAAUUUGGAAGCUGUCGGUGAAUAAAGUAUAUGGUACAUUUGGCCAGCAGCUAUUGAAUGUUAGAUAUGGAGGUGAAUUUAAUAAAAAUAAAGCGUAUCUUUUUGCUAUUCUAACGGUUGGAACUCGGUAUCUGAAGCAGCGUUCACAUGAAAUAGCAACUGUUACAAGAAAUCCCAGUCUGUCUGAGAAGAUAAAACUUUUCUUUCAUUGGGCAGAUAUCACCUUUCAGUUGGCAAAUUUGGUAAAUUUGUUGGUGUUCCUAACAGAAGGGAAACACCCAACUUUAGUAGAUCGAAUUCUUGGAUUGCAACCUGUUUCUGUAGCACCUCCAGGUGAAGACCGUACUGUGGGUUAUAGUUACAUGACACGAGAACUUCUGUGGCAUGGGUUGAUUGAGCUUUCUAUUUUUGCUGUACCACUUGUAAAUUACCAUGCUUUGAAGCGAAGAAUAGCUAAUUUAUUCUUAUGGCGGAAGAAGGACAUCGGCAGCAGAGCUGUGGUUUUCAGAAUUGGUAACAAGUGUGCUGAAUGCAAUGAGACACCUGUUCUUCCACAUCAUAUGGGCUGUAGUCAUGUAUUUUGCUUCUACUGCAUUAAGGCGAACCACCUGGCGGAUGAAAAGUAUGAAUGCCCUCUUUGUGGAUUUUCUGCUAAAGAUGCUGCAUCCAUUACACCUCUCUGUUUAAAAUCUUGAUCAGUGAAUGAUUAUUUUAUGAGUAUGUCCUCUUCCAGAAGUUAGAAUUUAAGAUAAAAUUUGAAUGACUGUGUGAUAAGCAAAUGAAUGGAAGUAUGGAAUCAGAGCUGUAUAAAUUCUAACUGAAUGCAAAUCAUGCUCUUAUGGUAUCUUAUAAGCCUUUGAGUAGAAGGUUUCCUCCUCUCUGUCCUAACCCCACAAAAAUACCUUUUUUCCCCCCUUAAUGAUAACAUAUGAUACAGAUCUUAAGAAUACCCUAAUGCACAGUUUAACUGUACUUGGAAGUUUUUUGAAAAGAAAGCCUGUCAUAUGCAUCUGAUGUCCAUGUACUUUUACACAACCUGUUUACUUAUAUUGUAUGAUAUUUUCUUGCAUAUGAACUCUUCUUCUGUUGAUGGAUAAAAUUUGCAGAGCUCACAGUGACCAAAUUCACAGAUUUUGGAGGCAAUAGUAAACCUUCUUAUUAAAAAGAACCCUUAAUGGAAGGAGGUUUAUGACGAUGUACACACAUGAAUUCAUUGUUGAAUGCGAGGUGUCACAUACCAGAAGCUAAUACUCUGUAAAAUGCAUAACAGAUGUUCCAGCCCAUCCAUGUGCAUGUGUCACUUUGGUUGCAGCCUCAAAUUGAAUCCAGUAGUCCAGAAUUCAUCCAUCCAUCCCACUUCUGACACCAGUAUCAUGUGAGGAUGACCACACAGUGGGUUCAGGUUGGAACUGGACUUAUGUGACUCUAAUUCCUGUUCUCUACAACUGUUUACAGGCAUUCACAAUCAUUCAUAGGCCGUCAGACCAUUCUUACUUGGAUCCUAAGCACUUUGUUGUCCCAGGAUCUCAGUUACUGGCUCUGUUUAAUCCAGAACCACUUUGCUGUAUCUUCCAAACCGAUUUAACUUGUAUGUCAUAUGCUAGUUGAUGCCAUCGUCAUGCAGCAAAGGUUGCAUCAGAAAGCACUUUCAGAUCAUCUGGAUGGAGCAUUUGGCUGCAGCUUCAGGCAAACAUAUCAGUACAGUAGUACUCAUAUUGAGUCCUGUCUGGGCUGUCUUCCUACAAUUCUGUUUGCUCUGCUUGUGUGACCUAGUCCAGUCAUGUAGAAAACUUCGCCUGCUAAAUGCCCAGACUCCUUCGCGCCAACACGCUCGCCAUCUGCCUGGUCUCGUUCAUGUCUAUACUCACUUCCAGAAAUUGAAUUUGAGGUUCCCACAGUGGUGGCCAUGAAGAGUACUCUCUGCUGGGAUUUAACACCGUGUAGUCCAAUAGAGAUUCACUGACAUUUUAGAGGAAUGUACAGCUUAUGCAUUCAGGGUUGAAGAGCAAGCCAAACAAGAGACCAGCAAGAAGCGGGUGACACGCAGAAGGUUAAAUGUAACAUAUAUUCAAAGAGCUUACUGAAGUGCUUGGUGCAAAUGCAUGAAACCAAGACUGCUCAGAAGCACAAUGAAGUUGAAAUUUUAAAGUUAUGCUGUGAUUACUGUGAUAUAAAAUUUUUGCAUCUGUUAUGUAAAAUUUGUACUGUAUUAAAUACAACUUUUGAACUGUUA